Messenger RNA from Ahaetulla prasina, 1984 nucleotides. RefSeq names its product ninjurin 2 (gene NINJ2). Gene Ontology annotation, biological process: tissue regeneration; cell adhesion. Lineage: Eukaryota; Metazoa; Chordata; Lepidosauria; Squamata; Colubridae. The transcript is spliced from 4 exons. The coding region runs from base 127 to 561 and encodes 144 amino acids. The record is from RefSeq and is a predicted model, not a curated record. Gene Ontology annotation, cellular component: membrane.
GUUUGUUCCAGGAACUGCACUUUCCCUCCCACCUAGCAAAUGCUCUGGAGAAUCCAGAAGGCUACCAAGACUUGAUCUCUUGUGUGGGUUCAAGAGGACUAAGGAGAAAACCAGGGGAGACUAAAGAUGGGAUCGGAAGGAGAAAUGAUCAACCUUCACGCCUCUAACCCCCCUGGCUUCACUGGGGAAAGUGUAAUCAACAUAAACCAUUAUGCUACCAAGAAAAGUGUUGCAGAGAGCAUGCUGGACGUGGCCCUCUUUAUGGCUAACGCUGCACAGCUGAAGGCAGUCCUGGAACAAGGACCUUCAUUCCACUAUUAUGUGGCUCUGAUAGUUCUCAUCAGCGUGUCCCUCUUCUUCCAGAUGACCAUUGGGAUUCUCCUUAUUGUGAUGGCUCGACUGAAUCUGAACGAUGUGGCAAAACAGCAGCGUCUGGACUUGCUCAACAAUGUUACCACGGUCCUCGUUUUCAUCACAGUCAUUAUCAACAUCUUCAUUACAGCCUUUGGGGUGCAGAAGACAGGGCUGUAUCCAAACUCUUAUGGACGGAGAUUCUACUGACUCUUGAAAGGAAUGGUGCACACGGCAGUUGACGGAGAGAUCUCUCUGAAAGACCUCAAGCCUGAAGGGCAUUUUGUUCCAUUUAUAAGCUCCCUUUUUUCUCUCAACCUUUUUCUAAUCUAUCAUUCCAUAACCAGCUCUACACAUCAUUCUGGAAAAAAGAUUGCAUACAACUAAAGCAGUGGUGAAAUCCAUUUUUUUUUUACUAUUUUUUUCUGUGGGCGUGGCUUGGUGGGCAUGGCUUGGUAGGCGUGGCUUGGUGGGCGUGGCAGGGGAAGGAUAUUGCAAUAUCUCCUUUCCCUCCCCACUCCUGGGGGGAAGGAUAUUGCAAAGUAAUUCUGGGGCCAGCCAGAGGUGGUAUUUGCCAGUUCUCCGAACUGCUCAAAAUUUCUGCUACCGGUUCUCCAGAACCUGUCAGAACCUGCUGGAUUUCACCCCUGAACUAAAGCAACCUGAUGAGAAAAGGCAUAAUCCUAAACAUAAACAGUCCAAAACUAUACCAACAUGGGAAAUCUAUUGCCGUGAACAGUUGUUGGAAUCUAGUCACAGCCUGCAUAGUCAAUAGUUUGAGAUGAUAGGAGUUAUACGGUAGCUGGAGGACAAUGAGGACCAUAAGUUCCCCAUUGCUGAAUUAUUGCACAUUCCGGGACACAUUUAAAUAGAAUAACAGAGUUGGAAACCAUAAUCCCAUGUCAUUUGCAGGGUGGUGGGGAGAGCAGCCUUGCUUUAGAAAGCACAUGAACCUUAAUUUUAAAUUUGUAUUUUUUAGUAAUAUUUUCAUUUGUUAAAAUACAGGUCAUUGCAAGCAUUGCCUCUAUAUGUGAUACUGUAAAUGCCCUACAGCAGCGAUGGCUAACCUUUUCCAGACCAAGUGCCCAAAGAGCUCCUGAACCCUCAAAUGCAAUGCCCGUGCGCCCCAUGUGCAUGUGCCUCCCUGUGCAUUUGUGUGCACCCCCGUAUGUGCGAUGCUCCCCCGUGCAUGUGCACGUGGGCCCCCCCGCAUGUGCUACUCCCCCCCCACAUGUACAGCACAGACCCAAAGACCAGCUGGCCGGCGGGAGGCAUGUGCGCAUUCGCAGCGGAGCUGAACUGGGGCGAGUAGAGCUCCUGGUUCCUGCAGUCUGCAAUUUUUUUCGCUGGAAAGUCAUUCCUACUCCCGCACCCUCUAAAACAGGGGUCUCCAACCUUGGCAACUUUAAGACUGGUGGACUUCAACUCCCAGAAUCAAAGCUGGCUGAGGAAUUCUGGGAGUUGAAGUCCACCAGUCUUAAAGUUGCCAAGGUUGGAGACCCUUGCUUUAAAAGGAUGCAAAUGACUAGCUGUCUGCAAGGAAUAUAAAUCCUUCCAUUCCCCACCAUCCUGUCAGGGCUGAAGAAGCUUCUUGGAUGAGAAGAGAAACAUCUUCAAAGGAAAAAACAAGAAA